Castor canadensis (American beaver) is the source of this 3020-nucleotide messenger RNA. NCBI's taxonomy places the organism in Eukaryota, Metazoa, Chordata, Mammalia, Rodentia, Castoridae. The record is from RefSeq and is a predicted model, not a curated record.
UGUCCAGGAUCGCAGUUGUCCCCGUCGCCCCCUCGAACCCAAUGUGAAAUACGCGGACCACCCAGCUGCCAGCUAGCGCUGUUGCUCUGGGGCGGGGCUGCAACCCGGAGGCGCGCCGAGUACUGACGAUCGUCUUCGGCUCUUUCCGCUGCUAGGCCCUUCGGGCGGUGUUGGCCGCGUGUCGGUCUCUCGGCUGUUUCCGCCUUCGCUCGGCGUUGUCCUGGCAACGCGGGCGGCUCAGUGGCGGAGUGGAGGUUUCAGCCCUAACGGGUCUGUGUUUCAUCAUGGCCCUCUAUUUUGACCACCGAAUCAAAGCCCCAGAUGCAGUCGGGUUCCCCUCCCACAUCAGUUGGCACCCUGUUCACCCAUUCCUGGCAGUGGCCUCCGUGAGCACAACGUCAGGAGGCAGUGUGGCUAUCUACCUGGAACAAGGUGAGCCUGUCCCCGACACGCAUAUUGAGAGGUCCUUCAGAGUCACUUCCGUGUGUUGGCACCCAACACGACUGGUCCUGGCUAUUGGCUGGGAGACUGGAGAAGUGAUCGUGUUUAACAAGCAGGACAAGGAGCAGCACACGGUGCCCCCAACACACACUGCCGACAUCACCAUCCUCAGUUGGAGCACCAGUGGGAGCUGCUUGGUAUCUGGUGACAGGCUUGGUGUCUUGCUCCUGUGGAGGCUGGACCAGCGGGGCCGAGUGCAGGGUACACCCCUGCUGAAGCAUGAGUAUGGGAAACCCCUCACCCAUUGCAUCUUCCGGCUUCCUCCUCCUGGCGAGGACCUGGUUCAGUUGGCGAAGGCAGCCGUGAGUGGUGAUGAGAAAGCCCUAGACAUGUUUAACUGGAGGAAGAGUGGCUUUGGGAGUUUCCUGAAGAUGGGGUGUCAAGGAGGCCUGUCAUUCUUUGUCAGUCUGAUGGAUGGGUCAGUUCACUAUGUAGAUGAGAAAGGCAAGACUGCCCAGGUGGCAUCCACAGACAGCGCCAUCCAGACACUGUUCUACAUCGAGAAGAGAGAGGCACUGGUGGUGGUCAUGGAGAACCUUCUGUUGUCCUUGUACAUGGUGACACCUGAGGGGGAAGCUGAAGAAGUGAUGAAGGUGAAGCUGAGUGGGAAAGCCAGCUGCCAGGCGGAAAUCGCUUUGAUUGAGGGCAGCCUUCUUGUGACAGCCCUUGGGGAAGCAGUCCUCAGAUUCUGGGACUUGGAACGAGGAGAGAAUUACAUACUGAGUCCAGAGGAGAAGUUUGGCUUUGAAAAAGGAGAAAACAUCAACUGUGUUUGUUACUGUAAAGUCAAAGGUCUUCUGGCAGCUGGUACCAAUAAAGGGCGAGUAGCCAUGUGGAGAAAAGUGCCAGGCUCCUCAGGCAGCCGAGGGGUGGAGGGCAAGGACAUGUGGGCCCUUCAAACGCCUACGGAGCUCGAAGGAAACAUCACACAAAUAAAGUGGGGCUCCAGGAAGAACCUUCUGGCAGUGAGCAGUAUCAGCUCCGUGUCAAUCCUUAGUGAGCAGACCAUGUCGUCGCACUUCCACCAGCAGGUGGCUGCCGUGCAAAUUUCCCCAAGCUUACUCAAUGUGUCCUUCCUGUCCACGGGGGGAACGCACAGCCUGCGCACAGACAUGCACAUCACUGGAGUGUUUGCUGCCAAGGAUGCUGUGGCUGUGUGGAAUGGAAAACAGGUGGCCAUCUUUGAGCCUUCUGGAACCACCUUACGGAAUGCAGGGACCUUCCUGUGUGAGUCCCCUGUGUUAGCCAUGUAUGAGGAAAACAUUUAUACAGUGGAGCCAAACCGAGUUCAAGUUCGGACCUGGCAGGGGACUAUCAAACAACUCCUACUGUUCUCCGAGACUGAGGGGAGCCCCUGCUUCCUGGACAUCUGUGGAACUUUCCUGGUUGUAGGGACAGACUUAGCUCACUUUAAAAGCUUUGAUCUUUCCCGAAGAGAGGCAAAGGUGCACUGCAGCUGCAAGAACCUGGCGGAGCUGGUCCCCGGGGUGGGGGCCAUCACUUCUCUCAGAUGCAAUGCCAGUGGAAACAAGAUCAGCAUCCUGCUCAGUAAGACUGAUAACAGCCCUGAUUCCAAAAUCUGCUUCUACGACAUUGAAAUGGACACAGUGACUGUCUUUGAUUUCAAGACUGGACAGAUUGAUCAGAGAGACAUGCUCCCCUUUAGUGGACAAGGGACUAACAAGAGCCAUGUCUUUGAGGAUGAGAGACUAAUGAAUUACAUUCCUGUGAACCAUUUCUGGGAUCAAAGUGAACCCAGGCUUUUUGCGUGUGAGGCCAUGCAAGAGGCAACAGGAGCCCAGCUGCAGGCUGCAGACAAGCAGCCCCAUGGAGAGGACAGCACCCGUCACACGGAAGAUGUUUUGAUUCUAUCAUUCUUCACUUCUGAAGAGCAUGGUUUCCUGCUCCAUGACAGCUUCCCCCGGCCUCCUGCCUACCAGAGCCUUCUGGGGAUGGAAGUGCCCCAUUAUUACUUCACAAAAAAGCUGUUGUUCCAGAGAGGAGGCGUGUAUGAUGCAGUCCCUGGAGAAGCAGAGCGAGAAGAAAGAGUGGAUUCUGGGCAACCUGAUAUACCCCAGAUGGUGGCCAAGAAACCCCUACGAGACUUUGUGGGUCUGGAGGACUGUGACAAGCCUACCCGGGAUGCUAUGCUCAAUUUCAGCUUCUUCAUCACCGUCGGAGAUAUGGACGAAGCGUUCAGAUCUAUCAAACUCAUCAAAAGGCGCCCGGAGCUGAUGAAGUACAGAUGUGAUUGCUCCCCACAGACACUUGGACAACAGGAAAUUCUCAAGACUUGGACAGGACUAGGAGGGUGUUUACUUCUUGCCGUUUAUGUCAGAUGUACAAAGUCCAGAACUCCACACUGGAGUUAGAGUUGUCCCCAUCCUCAGUGAGUUGUGCAUGGAGAGAAUGUUAGGAAUUGUGUGGGGGUGUUGAGGCCAUCAUGGGCUGAGAGGAAGCCUCCGAGAUUGCAGUGUGCAUUUUGUGGAGGAAGGUUGGCAGCCACCUCUCUGGGUCCA